AACAUUUCUUGUCUUUGCUUGAAUAGUUUAGUGAGAUAGUGUGCGAUUAUUGUUAUUCAAUAAUAGUUUUUAGAAUAAAACUUCAGCAUCAAAAGACCUUUGGGACUUUUAUUAAUUAUUAUCAUGCAUUGUUUUAUUUUCAUUAAAAGGUUAAAGUUAUAUAACAAAAAAAAAAGAAAAAGAAUAACAUGUAUGUGAAAAAUGGGGAUUCCCUUUAUAUAUAGGUAUAAAUAAUGGUGAGGGACUUGCCUUUCAUGGGUUGGAAUAAGGUUAGUGUCAAUUAUGGGUUGAUAAAUUUAGAACAUGCUUGGAUACAAGUUUAUAAGGAUUUUUAAGAGCUUCUCUACUAGAAAGUACUCAUUAUUUUUAGUAGAAAAGCUUUCAAAAGUCCUUAUAGAUUGUAUCCAAAUAAGCUCAUAGUCAUGUUGUGCGCGAUGGUGUUAUAAGGGAUUUUGGAGAGAAAAGAGUCACUAGAAGGGGGGUUGUAUAGUAUCAAUUGGAAACUCAAGACAUUUUUUGAAACAAUGAAGUAGUAUAAAGACUUUAAAGGUGUAGAUGAAGAGUAAAAAGUAAAAAACACACAGUAUUUUUAUAUUGUUUUGUCUCAACUACCGAGACUACUUGUAGUUCUUGAUCAACCUAAUCAAGUUUCACUAUCUUUACAAAGAUACAAGUAUUUUUUUACAAGUCACUUCUGGUUCAACCUAAGUAUUCUUUGACUUGCUUAUUUAAGUAACUAUCCAAGUUCUUUUUGAACAACAAAGUCUCCCUAUACUUCAACAACUAAGUAUUCUUUAUAACAGAGUCUUUUCAGGCUUCAACAACCAAAUAUUCUUUACAACAACCUUUUUAGGCUUUACGCUAUAAUAUAAAGUUAAAGUUGGGAAAUCACUUAUUAUUUCAUCUUACUCACAAGACAUGAUGCAACCAAUUUAAGUAUAGAGUUUUUAUAGAAAGAAUGAAAUGCAGUUAUUUUACAAUAGUUCUUCUUCUUCUUUCUUUAUAAGCCUUCAAGCUUCUUUAUAUAAGUAUUUCACGAAGAUGACUAUUGCAAAUCCUUGAGUUUUUCUCACAUUCUUUCUUUGUCUUCGUUCUUUGUAGAUAAAAGUGUUCGUUGGUGCGUUAAAUAUGAGCAUUAAAUGCAUUUCACUAAAUUGUCACUUAACUGAUCAAGAAAGCUACUUAUCACGUUUAAGAAUGGAGGGAAGCAUUAGGGGAAGAACGCAGGUUGAACUAAGAGGUAGGAAAUUGGAGCAUGAGGAUGGAGAAGCAGUAAUAAUUGGAGGUAUGGUGUUGGACAUUCAUGCUACACCUUCAAUGCGAGCAAAUCCUGGAACCACUACCCCUGGCAAGGUCUAUUAUGUCCAAGGAGGUGUGGCAAGGAAUAUAGCAGAGUGUAUGUCAAAACUAGGAGCUAAGCCAUACAUGAUUAGUGCUCUUGGGUUUGACAUGGCCGGAGAUUUGCUGUUGAAGCAGUGGAAAUCUGCUGGCCUAACCACAGAAGGUAUUUUGAAGCAUAAAGAUAUUGAGACUCCAGUUGUAUGCAAUAUAUUUGAUGUUAAUGGUGAGGUAGCAGCUGGUGUUGCUAGUGUGGAAGCUCUUGAAAAAUAUUUGACACCUGACUGGAUCUUGCACUUCCAAAGCAUUCUGCUUUCUGCUCCAGUGUUAAUGGUUGAUGCAAAUCUGAGUCAUCCUUCUCUUAUAGCUGCUUGUAGAAUGGCGGCUGACAUGGAGUGUCCUGUAUGGUUUGAGCCAGUAUCAGUUACUAAAUCUCGAAGAAUUAGUUCUAUUGCCGAGUAUGUAACUUUUGCUUCUCCAAAUGAAGAUGAACUUAUUGCAAUGGCAAAUGCUUUAUCUGGAAGUGAUGUGUUUCAUCCACUUAAAGAAAAUCAUAAGAAAAAUAUUUCAGUAAUAUCUUUGUUUCAAAUGCUGAAACCAGCAAUAUGGGUUUUGCUAGAAAAAGGCAUUAGAGUGGUCCUAGUGACCUUGGGCUCCAAUGGAGUGUUUUUAUGCAAGAAAGGAGGGCCUAGCCACUUUAAAAUGCCUACAGAGAAAACAAAUCGUUGUGGCUUUGAUGGACAAUUAUACAGGACUAUUAUGGAAAAAUGUCCACCUAGUCGUUAUUCUGGUUUUUCAGAACUUGAUAGAAGCUCUCUUCUCUUUGCUGUGCAUUUUCCCACACUUCCUGCAUCAGUUGUGAGGCUUACUGGCGCUGGUGAUUGCUUAGUUGGUGGAACACUCACAUCAAUUUGUGUAGGAUUAGAUAUUAUGCAAAGUGUAUCUGUUGGCAUUGCAGUGGCUAAAGCUGCAGUUGAGGUUGAGGCUAAUGUCCCAUCUACUUUCAGUUUAUCUGCUAUCGCAGAUGAUGUUAAAUCUGUAUACUCUGGUGCCAAAGUUCUCUUCCACCAGUCGAUGUUAUAAAUUUUGAAUGAGUAUGGUGGUAGAUAACUAGCUUGAGUUGUGAUAUAACAACCUCCUUUGACCAAAGAAAAAUGGUAACAUCAUCAUAAGGCUUAUGGCAUUGAAAAAUGAAUUAAUAACUAUUUUUGGAGUUUUUAUUAUGUUUUCACUUUUCACAUUUGCAUAUAAUUGUUAUACUUUUUUCUUUAACAUUGGUAUACGCUUCUGCACUUAGAUGUUAAACUUGAUCAUGUCAUGAUUUUUGUCUUUGUAUUGAAUCGUUUGUUUCCCUAAAA
Molecule: messenger RNA, 2696 nt
Organism: Cajanus cajan (pigeon pea)
Lineage: Eukaryota; Viridiplantae; Streptophyta; Magnoliopsida; Fabales; Fabaceae
Source: RefSeq, a predicted model, not a curated record